Antechinus flavipes (yellow-footed antechinus) is the source of this 2379-nucleotide messenger RNA. RefSeq names its product zinc finger protein 383-like. Gene Ontology annotation, molecular function: DNA-binding transcription repressor activity, RNA polymerase II-specific. Bases 1 to 2289 code for a protein of 762 amino acids. The record is from RefSeq and is a predicted model, not a curated record. Gene Ontology annotation, biological process: negative regulation of transcription by RNA polymerase II. NCBI's taxonomy places the organism in Eukaryota, Metazoa, Chordata, Mammalia, Dasyuromorphia, Dasyuridae. The transcript has 8 exons.
AUGUCGGAUCAGGAACGGCAUCAGCGUGGGGUCGGUCCCCUUGUUAAGUCAGAAGUAUCAGAAGUACAGGAAGAGCGCUACAGCACUAAAGGCGAAACUCCGCUGACUACUUUUGUCCUCGCCUGCGUCCCCAUCCCUCACAACUAUGUGCAGGUCUUCAGCCUGGAUCUGAUGGGAAUUGGAUCCCUACUGGGGAUAUACAUUGUGAUGGUCGCAGUUGGAGAGCUAUUUUCCUUGAAUAAGAUGACUAUCUCUCUGAGCUCCCAAAUUCUGGAUGUACAUAAACAAGAUAAAUCACUGAGAAUGAAUUUUCCGAGGGAACAGGUUAACAUUCUAGGAAGAAAAAAGUUGAAUGCAGAGGCUUCUCGUCAGGCCUUCAGAUGUUUUCCAUACCCAGAAAAGGCUGGACCCUAUGAAGCUGUGAACCAGCUUUGGGAACUCUGCCUUCAGUGGCUGAAGCCAGAUAUUCGCACAAAAGAGCAGAUCCUGGAGCUACUGGUGCUGGAACAAUUCUUGACUAUCUUGCCCAGUGAAAUCAGGAUUUGGGUGAAGUCACAGAAUCCAGAGAACAUUGAGGAAGUGGUCACCCUGGUGGAAGAUUUGACCCAAAUGCUUAAGGAGGAUGCUUUGCAUUCUCCGGAUUCUGUCUUUCUCCAAGAUAGGAACACAGAGAAAAGAGAAAAGCCUGCUGUGUUUCAAGUAGCCAGAUGCCAGGAAUCAGUGACAUUCAAGGAUGUGUUUCCAGAUUUCACUUGGGAAGAACUGGUACAACUGGACCCUGUUGAGCAGAAUCUAUACAGAGAUGUGUUGCUGGAGAACUAUAGGAACUUGGUUUUUCUUGAUUGCUCUCCAGAAUGGCUGGAUUCGUUCACAACUCCACCAACAAUGCAUCAGUGUCCCAGUUUUCCUUCAUCCCCUCCAACAGUCAUCAUUAUUUUUUCCUAUCAUCUUAGCCAAUCUGACAGGUCUUUCAGCUUCCAAGUGGUCUCCCAAUUGGAACAUGGGGAAAUGCCAUGGAUGCUAGAAAGUGAAGCCCCCAGAGAUUCAGUCAUCAUUCCUGAAGCCAAGGCAUCAUUUGAAAAGUGGGAAACAUCUGUGGAAGAAUCACCUCAGGAAGCAAUAAUGAAAAGACCCAGAAAACAUAGUUCUUGGAACUUCAUACUGAAAGAAAAUUUUCACUGUUAUGGCAGAUUAGUCAGGCAGCAAGGCCACCAUGAGCAUUUGGAGCAAGAAACUGUUAUAUAUGAGGAAAUUUCCAGUAAUGAGAAAGGCUUUGAGAGUAAUGAAUUUGAGAGAAGUUUCAACCUGAGGCCAAUCCUAGAUACAGAACAAAUUCCUAUAGUAAAAAACAUGUAUAAAUAUGAUAUAUAUGGAAAGAACAUCAAAGAUACCUUAGGGCUGCUUAAGUAUCAAAAGAUCCAGCCAGGAAAGAAACCUUUUGUAUAUAAAGAAUUUGGAAAAGCCUUUAGUCACAUUUCACAACUUAAUCUUCAUCAUGACCAUCAUCCUGGUGAGAAACCCUGUACAUGUAAUGAAUGUAGGAAAAUUUUUACUAAGUGGGUAAACAGUGCUGAACAUCAGAGAAUUCAUUCUGAAGAAAACUUAGAUAAUUAUAAAUGUAAUGAGUGUAGUAAAGUCUUUACUAAGAGGUUAAAUCUUACUCAUCAUCAGCAAAUUCAUUUUGGAGAGAAACCUUUUAAGUGUAAAGAAUGUGGAAAAACCUUCAAAUGGAUUUCACAAUUUAAUGUUCAUUAUACCCAUCAUUCUGGUGAGAUAACCUUUACAUGUAGUGAAUAUGGGAAAGCGUUCAUCAAGUGGGCAAAUUUUACCGAACAUCAAAGAAUUCAUUCUGGAGAGAAACCUUAUAAAUGUAAUGAAUGUGGGAAAGUCUUUACUAAGCAGUCUACCCUUACUCAACAUCAGCAUACUCAUCUUGCAUUGAAACCAUUUAAGUGUAAUGAAUGUGGAAAAGACUAUAGCUACCUUUCACAACUUAAUCUUCAUCAAAGAAUUCAUUCUGGAGAAAAGCCCUAUAAAUGUAAUGAAUGUGGAAAAGCCUUUACUAAGCGGGCCAAUUUAAAUCAGCAUCAGAAAAUUCACUCUGGAGAGAAACCAUAUAAAUGUAAUGAGUGUAAUAAAGCCUUUACCAAGCAGGCAAACCUGACUCGACAUCACAGAAUUCAUUCUGGAGAAAAACCCUAUAAAUGUAAUGAGUGUGGCAAAGCAUUUACCCAGAGAGCACAUGUUACUCAACAUCAGAGAAUUCAUAUCGGAAAGAAACAUUAUUGAAAGUAUUGAUGGUCAGAAAAGUUUCAAUCUGAGAGCACAUUUUAAUCAGUAUAAAAGAAAUUGUAAUAAAGGGAAACUUUGUAAAUACAA